This is a messenger RNA of Balaenoptera ricei (Rice's whale), 2091 nucleotides long. It is a transcript of the gene SLITRK1, whose product is annotated as SLIT and NTRK like family member 1. The coding region runs from base 1 to 2091 and encodes 696 amino acids. The transcript has a single exon. Gene Ontology annotation, molecular function: protein binding. The record is from RefSeq and is a predicted model, not a curated record. Gene Ontology annotation, biological process: regulation of presynapse assembly; axonogenesis; positive regulation of synapse assembly. NCBI's taxonomy places the organism in Eukaryota, Metazoa, Chordata, Mammalia, Artiodactyla, Balaenopteridae. Gene Ontology annotation, cellular component: GABA-ergic synapse; postsynaptic density membrane; glutamatergic synapse.
AUGCUGCUUUGGAUUCUGUUGCUGGAGACGUCUCUUUGUUUUGCCGCUGGAAACGUUACAGGGGACGUUUGCAAAGAGAAGAUCUGUUCCUGCAAUGAGAUAGAAGGGGACCUACACGUAGACUGUGAAAAAAAGGGCUUUACAAGUCUUCAGCGUUUCACCGCCCCGACUUCCCAGUUUUACCAUCUAUUUCUGCAUGGCAAUUCCCUCACUCGACUUUUCCCUAAUGAGUUCGCUAACUUUUAUAAUGCGGUUAGUUUGCACAUGGAAAAUAAUGGCUUGCAUGAAAUCGUUCCUGGGGCUUUUCUGGGGCUGCAGCUGGUGAAAAGGCUGCACAUCAAUAACAACAAGAUCAAAUCUUUUCGAAAGCAGACUUUCCUGGGGCUGGACGAUCUGGAAUACCUCCAGGCUGAUUUUAAUUUAUUACGGGAUAUAGACCCGGGGGCCUUCCAGGACUUGAACAAGCUGGAGGUACUCAUUUUAAACGACAAUCUCAUCAGCACCCUACCUGCCAAUGUGUUCCAAUAUGUGCCCAUCACUCACCUCGACCUCCGGGGAAACAGGCUGAAAACGCUGCCCUACGAGGAGGUCUUGGAGCAAAUCCCUGGCAUUGCCGAGAUCCUGCUAGAGGAUAACCCAUGGGACUGCACUUGUGAUCUGCUCUCCCUGAAAGAAUGGCUCGAAAACAUUCCCCAAAAUGCCCUGAUCGGCCGAGUAGUCUGCGAAGCCCCCACCAGACUGCAGGGCAAAGACCUCAAUGAAACCACUGAACAGGACUUGUGUCCUUUGAAAAACAGAGUGGAUUCUAGUCUCCCGGCUCCCCCUGCCCAAGAAGAGACCUUCGCUCCUGGCCCGCUGCCAACUCCUUUCAAGACAAGUGGGCAAGAAGAUCAUGCCACCCCAGGGUCGGCUCCAAACGGAGGUACAAAGAUCCCAGGCAACUGGCAGAUCAAAAUCAGACCCACGGCAGCGAUAGCUACCGGCAGCGCCAGAAACAAACCCCCAGCCCACGGCUUGCCCUGCCCUGGGGGCUGCAGCUGCGACCACAUCCCAGGGUCGGGUUUAAAGAUGAACUGCAACAACCGGAACGUGAGCAGCUUGGCUGAUUUGAAGCCCAAGCUUUCCAACGUGCAGGAGCUUUUCCUGCGAGAUAACAAGAUCCAUAGCGUCCGAAAAUCGCACUUUGUGGAUUACAAGAAUCUCAUUCUGUUGGAUCUGGGCAACAAUAACAUUGCCACCGUAGAGAACAACACUUUUAAGAAUCUUUUGGACCUCAGGUGGUUGUACAUGGAUAGUAACUACCUUGACACGCUGUCCCGGGAGAAAUUCGCCGGCCUGCAAAACCUUGAGUACCUCAACGUGGAGUACAACGCCAUCCAGCUCAUCCUGCCGGCCACCUUCAAUGCCAUGCCCAAACUGAGGAUCCUCAUUCUCAACAACAACUUGCUGAGGUCCCUACCCGUGGACGUGUUUGCUGGGGUCUCGCUCUCUAAACUCAGCCUGCACAACAAUUACUUCAUGUACCUUCCGGUGGCAGGGGUGCUGGACCAGUUAACCUCCAUCAUCCAGAUAGACCUGCACGGAAACCCUUGGGAGUGCUCCUGCACCAUUGUGCCUUUCAAGCAAUGGGCAGAACGCCUGGGUUCCGAAGUGCUGAUGAGCGACCUCAAGUGCGAGACGCCAGUGGACUUCUUUAGGAAGGAUUUCAUGCUGCUCUCCAAUGACGAGAUCUGCCCCCAGCUGUACGCGAGGAUCUCGCCCACGUUAACUUCGCACAGUAAAAACAGCACCGGGUUGGCGGAGACCGGGACACACUCCAACUCCUACUUAGACACCAGCAGGGUGUCCAUCUCCGUGUUGGUCCCGGGACUGCUGCUGGUGUUUGUCACCUCCGCCUUCACGGUGGUGGGCAUGCUCGUGUUUAUCCUGAGGAAUCGAAAGCGGUCCAAGAGAAGGGACGCCAACUCCUCGGCGUCCGAAAUUAAUUCCCUACAGACAGUCUGUGACUCUUCCUACUGGCACAAUGGGCCUUACAACGCAGACGGGGCCCACAGAGUGUAUGACUGUGGCUCCCACUCGCUCUCAGACUAA